AUGCUCGCUUUCAAGAGCAUUCUUCUCCUCGCCUUCACGUGGGCUCUGGCGGCCACCGCCCUGCCGGUUUCCGAUGGGGGCAAUCCCAAGCAGCCUAUUAUUUUACUCCCAGGCCAGGUGGUUUUGAGAGACCUUUCAAAGUUGGAUCAGGCUGUUAUGCGUUUGACUUUUAAAAUCAAUGAUAAGGAAGGUUCAUUCAAGAAAGUAAAACCAAUAGUCGAUGCGUUCAGGGCGGUCGACAAAGCGAACCGAAGGGCAAUUGAGGAUGUACAGACCGUAUCGGAGACUAUAGAUAUUGACAGCUCUCAAAAGAUCGCCUCUCUCCUUACCAAGGAUGUUGCGGUCGAUGUCCGACGUGCUGUGAAGGCUGUGAUGAAGAAGAAGACCAAAUUUGAGGCGGUUGAGGCGAGAGAUUUGGUUUUGAACGCCUUGAAGAGGAUGAAGAAUGAUCAUGAUAACUUCAGUGCAAAGCUCAUGGAGAAGAUGGACAACUCGACAUUGGUGGAUGGAAACGCUGCAGUUGCGUCUAUCAGUAAGGCUUUAGAUGAAGGCAUUGAGAGGUUCUCUCGACGAAGUUCAGAGGUUCACCCAAUGGAGGAUGAUGGUGCAGAGAGCGAUUCUGAAUAG
Messenger RNA from Glarea lozoyensis ATCC 20868, 627 nucleotides. RefSeq lists its product as uncharacterized. The coding region runs from base 1 to 627 and encodes 208 amino acids. Gene Ontology annotation, cellular component: extracellular region. The record is from RefSeq and is a predicted model, not a curated record. Lineage: Eukaryota; Fungi; Ascomycota; Leotiomycetes; Helotiales; Helotiaceae. The transcript is spliced from 3 exons.